Messenger RNA from Tetrapisispora phaffii CBS 4417, 405 nucleotides. It is a transcript of the gene SRX1, whose product is annotated as sulfiredoxin. The record is from RefSeq and is a predicted model, not a curated record. Lineage: Eukaryota; Fungi; Ascomycota; Saccharomycetes; Saccharomycetales; Saccharomycetaceae. Gene Ontology annotation, molecular function: sulfiredoxin activity. Gene Ontology annotation, biological process: cellular response to oxidative stress. The transcript has a single exon. Bases 1 to 405 code for a protein of 134 amino acids. Gene Ontology annotation, cellular component: cytoplasm.
AUGUCUAUCCAAACCAGUAACCUUUUGAAAGUGAGCGAACUACCGCUAUCGCAGAUCCGCAGGCCUAUCCAGCCUGUGCUGGAUUACCAGAAGAUCGAUGCCAUGGUGUCCACUUACAAAGGCACCCCACAGGCCUCCAAGACCUGUUCUCUGGCCGAUGCAGAGACCUUCAAAGACGGGAACCUCCCUCCUAUCGACGUGAUGAGUGUCCGUGAACAGGGGCAAACAUACUAUUUUGCCUUUGGAGGCUGCCACAGAUUCCAAGCGUAUGACAGGCUGGCAAAGGAGUCCCCCUCUCACGACAUCAUGGUUCGUUGUAAAGUUAUGCCCGCUACAAGAAAGCAGUUGAGACUAUACGUCGGCACCAACAUCGACGACAUGUUCGACCAAGCCCAACAUCAAUGA